Megalopta genalis is the source of this 2126-nucleotide messenger RNA. RefSeq lists its product as uncharacterized. NCBI's taxonomy places the organism in Eukaryota, Metazoa, Arthropoda, Insecta, Hymenoptera, Halictidae. The record is from RefSeq and is a predicted model, not a curated record.
GUAGUAUUUUCUUGAUCCAUGACCAUGAUAGAUGCAUUCUACAUUCCACUUCAUUCUAUCCGAUCUGACCGGUGAUUUCGCUCGUGGGAGCAGUUCGAAGUUAUGGAUUUGGCUUGUCAAAAUUCGGAUUUUAAUGCUAAAUAUUUGCUUGGUCAAUUAAAUACAGCCAGAAAAGAAAUAAAUAACUUAAGACAGCAAAUAAAAACUCUCCGUUAUAUACACGAAAAAGAUGUUGAUACCAUAAAGCGUCUGUUAGAAUCAUAUAGAAAUGGAGCAUCAAUAUCUUCUGAAGCAAAAGUUAUAUCCUUAGAUGACGUUAAACCUAGCACUAGUGCAGAUGAUGAUGCAAUAAAAUUAAAACCAAUUGGUAUAAUAUCCACAUGGUUUCCUAGUAAACGUGGUACUCCCAGGCAGACCGGAAUUUGUGGAGAAGUACCAGGGAAAUUAUUGUUGUAUAAUUCAAUAUACACUAAUCCUGAUCAUGCUCUUGAAGGAUUACAAGACUUUUCACAUAUGUGGGUUUUAUUUUACUUUCAUAGAAAUGAAUCAACACAUAUUCGGGCUAAGGUUGCACCACCAAGACUGAAUGGUACAAAAACUGGCGUAUUCUCCACAAGAUCCCCACAUCGUCCAUGUCCUAUUGGUUUAAGUUUGGUGAAGAUCACAAGAAUAGAAAAUCAUACAAUUUACUUUGAAGGUGUAGACAUGGUGGAUCAGUCACCUGUAUUAGAUAUAAAACCUUACAUACCACAAUAUGACAGUCCAUUCUCUUUUGAGAAAUUCAAUAGUGCACCACAGGAAUCUAACAUGAGUAAUACAUUUGGUUGUAUAGAAGAGAGUAGUAAUUUAAGUAGAAGUCCAACCUUCAAUACAAACAUCGAUCUUGCACAUGAAACAAGAAGUUUACUUUCAGACUCCUACUAUAGAAAGAAUACCAAUGAAACAAAUCAAGAGGCAGAUGUUUCUAGAGAUGAAGAAAUUGCUUUAAGAUUACAAGCAGAAGAAUUUCAAAGGAAUUCAAAUUUUGAGAAUUAUAAUAGCAUGAGACAUUUUUCUGAGUUAAGCGACAUUAAUUUACAUAAUAGUACUCCAUUACAACAUAAUGUUGACGUGACUGGUAUACACAGAACAUAUCACUCUUUGUCUGAUGUUCCAGUUGAUGCAAGAACAAAUAUGAACAUAUCUUCUGAACAAAAUGCACUUUCGUCAAACUUAGAACAACAAUCGGAAAAUAUAGUAGAUAUAAGUAAUAGAUUACAAAAUACUAAUAUAAGUAGUCGCACUAACGUCGAGCCCACAUAUGCUCCAAGAAGCAUAGGACCCAACUAUAUAGAAGCACACGCCUCUCGCUCUAGACUUCUAGAUGGAGCAGAUGGAUCAAGUACUGUAUGCGGCACCGAUUUAGAUUUAAUUUAUAGGCGAUCAUUGAAUGCAAGAAUCGACAAUUCACCUAUAAGAAUGGGAAUCCGGGAAGCUCCUGAUGGAGAAGAGGGUUUGGAGUCGCAAACGCUUGUCCCUUCACAAAGCUUGCCAAACGUUGAAGUUGCAAGAACUACGUCAAUCAAUAACUUACAGGACCCUACAGAUACAAAUUUAGCUGUUUUCCCUGAAUCGAGUAGCAUUGAAAUCAGAGAAACAGAAGCUAAUUAUUCUUCGGAAGUAAGAAUUCCAGAGUGGAUAUCAAGACCACGUACACCUUUGUGCGUGAAAUUUAAUGAUCGGGCUUUGAUUCAAUUAAAUGAAAUUUUAGGAUCCAAGAUUAAUGACCAAAAGAUAGCAAUUGAAAAUGUACUUCGCGAAGAUCCUAGAUCUGUUUAUUUGAGACAAAGAUGGGGCAGUCAAUUUUAUACUUUCUUAAUUCAUGAUUUACAUAUUACUUGUAGAUUUGACGAUAACAGAGGUGUAGUUACUGUUUUUCAAGUUAGACAUGCCGGUCGAAUUUGUGAAUGUGGAGAACCCGAAUGGCAAUGUUUGGGUCAUUCUCCACCUCCCUCAUAGUAUGCUUAUGUCGGUACAUGCAAUACAUAUGUAAUGUAUGCAUGUAUGUUGCUAAUAAUGUUAGCUAAUUGUACUCAUAAAUUUAUUAAUAGUAUUCUAAGAAAUGCGAAUUUUUAAUUUAUAAAGCU